This is a messenger RNA of Vespula pensylvanica (western yellowjacket), 1968 nucleotides long. Its product is annotated as arylsulfatase B-like. Bases 40 to 1944 code for a protein of 634 amino acids. Lineage: Eukaryota; Metazoa; Arthropoda; Insecta; Hymenoptera; Vespidae. The transcript has 8 exons. The record is from RefSeq and is a predicted model, not a curated record.
CGCCAAAAACCGAACAUUAUCGUCAUUAUUGCCGAUGAUAUGGGUUGGAACGAUGUUAGCUUUCAUGGCUCCAAUCAAAUCCCGACACCUAAUAUCGAUGCGCUCGCGUAUAAUGGUGUUAUCUUGAAUAGUCACUAUGUAUCACCUCUUUGUACACCUAGUAGAGCAACAUUAAUGACAGGAAAAUAUCCAAUUCGACUUGGCUUGCAACAUUCAGUUUUAUUACAUGCCGAACCAAGAGGACUUUCUUUGAAUGAAACAUUACUUCCCCAGUACUUAAAAAAGGCUGGCUAUGUAACGCAUGCCAUUGGUAAAUGGCACUUAGGAUAUUAUAAAAAAGUCUACACUCCUACCUAUCGUGGUUUCGAUACGUUCUUUGGGUAUUAUAACGGCCUUCAAGACUAUUACACGCAUAAUAGUGCCGAUUUGAGUGAACCAAACGCGUUGGAAGGUUUUGAUAUGCGACGAAAUCUCUCGAUUGCCUGGGAUACAUUAAAUAAAUAUUCAACCGAUUUAUUUACGGAGGAAUCAGUAAGACUUAUCAAUUCUCACGAUACCAAAGAUCCAAUGUUUCUUUAUCUCGCACAUUUAGCGCCACAUAGUGGAAAUUCUAAUGAUCUUUUACAAGCACCCGAUGAAGAAAUAGCAAAGUUUGGAUAUAUCAAUGAUCCAGAAAGAAGAACUUAUGCAGCGAUGGUUUCUAAAUUGGAUCAAAGCGUAGGCGAAGUGGUUGCAGCUUUAAGAAAUCGUGGAAUGUUGGAAAAUAGUAUUAUAUUAUUUAUCAGUGAUAACGGAGCGCCAACAAUAAAAACUUUAAGUAAUCAUGGUAGCAAUUAUCCCUUUAGAGGUAUAAAAGAAACCCCUUGGGAAGGUGCUGUACGAGGAGUCGCAGCUAUUUGGAGUCCAUUCAUAAAAAAAUCAAAGAGAGUCUCGAACCAAUUAAUGUCUAUUGCCGAUUGGCUUCCAACGCUACUUUCUGCGGCAGGAUUAGACAAAAGCCAAUUAGAUAAGAUAGACGGUUUGGAUCUCUGGGAAACUAUAGCGGGAAAUCGUACUAGUCCUCGAUCCGAAAUACUUAUUAAUAUCGAUGACAUUAGCAAUUAUGCUGCCAUUCGUUAUGGAGAUUUUAAAUAUAUUACUGGUAAUACUGGUAUUAGCGAUGAAUGGCUAGGAGAGAGUGGCAAACCAAGCGAAAAAUCUGGUUUUCCACCAGCAUACGAUCCAAAUCAAAUUCUGCAAAGCAAAGUUGGUAUCGCUAUUGCUGGUGUGGUUACUGCUCAAGAGGUGAUGGAGUCGAGAAGAAGAAGAAGCGUUGGCGUUGAAGAUUAUAUUAAUAAAGAAUUCCAAAGGAUGAUGUUAACUGCAGAUCAAUUACUUGAUUUACGAAAGAAAUCAGAAAUUAAAUGCAAUAUUAAAAAAGAAGAUAUGAUAAAAUGCAAUGCUCUACUAGCACCUUGUUUAUUCAACAUCAUUAACGAUCCUUGUGAAAUGAUAAAUUUAGCUGGAUCGAAACCACAUGUUCUUGCCUCAUUGGAACGAGCUAUACUGAAGCACCGAUUUAACAUAGUAAACCCGAUUAAUCAAAAAUUAGAUGAUUUGGCGAAUCCAUUGCUACACAACAAUACUUGGAUCAGUUGGGGCGAUAUUGAAAAUUUAAACAAGACCAUAGAAUUAAUGAAUCAUUUACAAAACAAAAAUUCUGUUAAAUAUCCCGGUGUAUUACUGGCAGCAAUAUUUAUACUCGUUGGUAUUUUUAUCUUGGGUGUAAUAACCCUUUUUGCAUUGGCAUGUGGAAAACAAUACAAGAUAAAGAACAGAAGAGACCCUCCGAAGAAUAAAAGAAAUCUUAUUAUAGUUAAAAAUGUCAAUGAGAUCAAAAGAUACUCCAUAUCGGAUAAUGAGGACCAAAAUAAUUCUACUACGAAAGAUUUUACUAUGAAAUGACGAUUAGUUUCAAGGUGCACGACU